This is a messenger RNA of Entrophospora sp. SA101, 1899 nucleotides long. Lineage: Eukaryota; Fungi; Glomeromycota; Glomeromycetes; Entrophosporales; Entrophosporaceae. The record is from the annotation of a GenBank genome assembly.
AUGUUUCAAAUUCUUCUGAUAAAUGAAAAAUCCGAAUUGAUAAAAUCAUUAUUAAAUGACAUUAAUGAAAAUAAAUAUAAUUGGAAUGAAAAUGUUAAAGCAUUAGCAUUACAAACUAUUAAGGUAUUAGGAAGAGAUACUAAAGGUUGUGACUAUUUAUUUUCUGAAGAGGGUUUUAAGAUUUUAUUAAAUCACGCAGAUAAUAUUAUAUCACAAGAAUCGUUGACAUGCAUUGCGAAUUCACUUUUAUUAAAGGAUAGCACAAGAAAUUUAUUUGAAAAAUAUAAUUGUAUUUUUACAAGUUUUGUGGUUUUCAAGAAUGAAAAUUUAUCAACAAGAGCACAAUUUUUAUUAUCUAGAAUAUUAUUUAUCAUUACUGUUAGUUCUUUAAGUGCGACUAAACAGCUUGUUGAUGAUCUUGGAAUAAUUGAUGUACUUUAUAAGAACAUUUCAAACAUUGUGAAAGAAUUAUCAUCUUUAGACUACGAUUCAAAAAAAGAAUCUUCUUCACCAUAUACUAAUGAAAUGAUUUUAAAUGAACAAUUAAAAUUACUUUUUAAUUUAAUGAUGAAUUAUCCUAAACUUGCUUCACUGUAUCAUUGUAAUAAUGAUGAUAAAGAGAACAACAAUGACAAGGGAAAAGUCAAAGAAAAUAAUACAAAAUUUGAUAUACUUCUUCCACCAAUUCUUGAAAUAAUUUUAGAACUUAAACCUCCUUCACCUUUACCAUUAUCACCACCACAUUCACAUGCAAUCCAUGCAUUAUUAAAUUUUCCUGUUGAAUUAAUUUUGUUUCCAACCUCAACCUCCUCCCAAUCAACUAAUCAGCAACAGCAGCAACAACAAAAUUUGCCAAAAUCAUCAAAAAAAAAAUCAAAUAAUAAUGAUCAAAAUAAUCAAUACUUAAUUUUAUACAAAUUAAUUGAUAUAUUAAAAACAAUGAUUUUCAUAACAAUUAAAGGUGAUCCUGAUUCUGUUAUUAAUGAAUAUGACAAAUAUGAUGUUGAUUUUGAUGAGACUAUCACUCCACUAAUUGUAUUAUUGAAGAGACUUGCUGAAGGAAAUCAAACUGCUAAACUCAUUUUAAGAAAUAAUUUAUUACCUGAUGAUGUGACUAAACCAUUAGAAAAGGGUGAUAGUUUAUCUGCAAGAUUGAUUAGAGUGAUGACAUCUGUUUUGUUACCAAAUUUAAAAGAAAGUAUAAGUAAUUUAUUAUUUACUUUAUGUGAUGAAGAUGCACAUUUAUUUGUACAUCAUGUAGGCUAUGGAAAUGCUGCUGGAUUUUUAAUGACUAAAAAUAUAUUAAUUCCACCUCCGCCAUCCACCACAUCAUCAUCAUCGCCAUCUUCAUCCAUAACGAACUCUUCUUCAAAAUCCAACAUUUCUAAUUCUUCAUCAUCAAAACCAAUUAAUCCCAUAACUGGACAAUAUUAUGAAAAUGAAAAACCUUCUUUAUCAUUAUCCAAUAUGACAGAUGAAGAGAAAGAACGCGAAGCUGAAAAAUUAUUUGUAUUGUUCGACAGAUUAAAGAAAACUGGCGUGAUGAAUGUUGUCGAUCCUAUUGAAGCAGCUAUCAAAUCCGUUCGAUUUCCAAUAAUUUUGCAAAAUGAAGACAUUGCUGGUUUGGUUCUCGAGGCUCUUAAAAUGAUGAGGGUUGACGAUUCCGCCCUGCCAGAUCAAGGCAGUGUCAUAAACCGCAUAACUAGUAAUGGCGGAAGAGAUAUCGAUAAUAAAAGCAUGGUCUUCAUAUUCCAAAAGGUUGAACAUUUGGCCGAUUGCGCACACGGAUUUCCUGUCUGGACACGCCGACAAAUAGAGUUUCCAGAUAUUGCUCACGCUGUAAUUAGAAUAAAUAAACUUUUAGCGUCGGGAAGUUUCGAAGUGGAAAAAUGUGAUUAA